Homarus americanus (American lobster) is the source of this 5786-nucleotide messenger RNA. RefSeq names its product tRNA pseudouridine(38/39) synthase-like. The record is from RefSeq and is a predicted model, not a curated record. The transcript has 8 exons. Gene Ontology annotation, biological process: tRNA pseudouridine synthesis; mRNA pseudouridine synthesis. Gene Ontology annotation, cellular component: nucleus; cytoplasm. Bases 850 to 2523 code for a protein of 557 amino acids. NCBI's taxonomy places the organism in Eukaryota, Metazoa, Arthropoda, Malacostraca, Decapoda, Nephropidae. Gene Ontology annotation, molecular function: RNA binding; pseudouridine synthase activity.
GUUAAACAACUAGAGGCACAUAAUAAACAACUUCAAAACUUACUGGCCAAGAGUCAAGGUGCUACAGAUGUAAGAAACAAGGAAGGCUCAAAUAAAAAGGCCAAGAAAACACUCUAAGCGACAUGUACUGUUAAAGUUGGCAUACCUCGGCUGGGACUAUCAGGGUUUUGCUGUGCAGGAGGACACCCAACACACCAUAGAGGCCCAGUUGUUCUCAGCACUUCUCAAGACACGUCUCAUUGAAUCCAGAGAAACUUCAAAUUACCACAGGUGACAUAAAACCAAGUGAAACUGCUCAAGGCAGGGUUGGCAGAUUUAAACCAAACAAAACACCAUUCUUUUUAUUUAUGCCUUUUUUUCUGGGGUUUUAUUACUUACAGAUGGUUUUAAUGAUUUAUAGUGGAUUUGGAAAAUGCAUAUGAUAGGGUAAACAGUAAAGCAUUGUGGGAGGCAUUACAAGUGUAUGGGGUAGGAGGAAGGCUAUUAGAUGCAGUAAAAGUAUUCUAUGAAAACAGCCGGGCUGCAAACACUUAAAACUUAUUAAAACCAACAUGAUAGCAUUAAAACUAAACAAAAACAUGGUUUUGGGGUUUUCUUUAAGCUGUGUUUAUAAACGAUUGUUUUUUUACAAACUCUGGUUCAAGGUGUCAAUUUAAGUUAAAUGAAAAGCUCCAUUUUGUAAAACAUUUGAUAAUUCUGUAGCAGCAUAUGGUAAAAACCAUCUUUUUUUUAUUUUUUUUAUUUUUUUAAGUUUGCACUUCAUCUAUUAUAUGAAUACUAUAAAAUGUAUAUUAUUAUUGUACAAGAUUACAUUUGUCAUACUGAUCAACUUAUGUACACUUACAGCAGAUGAUGGACCUGUGGGUUGUGAGUCAUCAUAAUGAGCUGCCAAUUCAAAGAUCUUGCUGGAGGUUAGAGUGUAUUGUUAUGUUGUUAAGUGUCAGAAAAACAGUUGUAUUCAGAUUAUGUUGGGGUUUCAGGUGUGGCAGAACUGACAAAGGAGUUAGUGCAUUUGACCAGGUCAUUUCCAUCACCCUUCGAAGUAAGUUGAGGUCUGGGCUGGGAGUCGUUGCCCCAGAAAACACCAAAAUGGCACCUACAGAAGGUGAUGGAUCUGAGAUUAACUAUGUACAACUUCUUAACAAAGUUCUUCCUCAUGAAAUAAGAAUGCUUGCCUGGAGCCCAGCAUCACUUGGGUAUUCUGCAAGGUUUGACUGUUCCCAUCGAACUUAUAAAUAUUUUUUUCCAAGAGGAAACUUGAACAUUGAGGCAAUGAAUGAGGCUGCCCAGUACUUAGUGGGUUAUCAUGACUAUAGAAACUUCUGUAAGAUGGAUAUUGGAAAUGGAGUUGUCAAUUUUUGUCGUCGUAUUCUAUCAGUAAACAUUUCUCCGGUGUGUUGUGAUGUUCAAAGAAAGGAGAAUCAUUCUUUGGGUACUGAAACUGAGAGCCAGUGUAAAGCACAAAAUGAAGAGAAAGAUAUGAACAAAAAUAUGGAACUCGGUGGUGAAUGUUCAGAUUUAACAGUGUGUGAGUCCAGAAAUAUGAGACAGAUGCCAAGCAACACUUUUCCUGAACAUAAUGUUAGAACAGAUACAACAUGUGGGAGGAAACACGGGAAGGAUGGUUAUGACAUGUGUGUGGCUACCAUCGAGGGACAAGCUUUCCUCUGGCAUCAGGUGCGAGCAAUCAUGGCUGUCUUGUUGCUUGUUGGGGAAGGCAAGGAGGAGAUGCAGAUUGUGCCUCAACUGUUAGAUGUGGAGAAACAUCCCAGAAAACCCCAGUACUGCUUGGCUAGUGAUGUGGCUUUGAACCUUUAUGAAACAACUUUCGAGGGAGUGGACUGGCAGUGGGAUAAUGAAAAUUUGCAGUGCGUGAUUAUUCAGUUGCAGGCGCUAUGGAUGCAAAACACUGUAAGGAGCACAAUGAUCAGAAGAAUGCUCUGGGAUUUAGAGAGUCAGUAUGCAAAGACAAAUAAAAUAAGAACAGAAGUUGCACCAGAAGGGGAAGUUUUAUCAGUAGAGGAGGACACUGUGGUGGCAACGUAUCCACAGGAACAAAAUGCUGGUUUGACUCCAGGUGCAAGAACUAAAGUAUACAGGCCUCUACUGUCCAGACCAACAUGUGAGAGCCUAGAGACCCGAGUGGAACACUACGUCAAGAGACAACGGUUAGAUCCUGACAUCCUCCAGAAACUUUCAUCUUCUUGUAACUCCAGCCAGAACAAACCUCCCGGCCACAGCUGUAGUCAAGCUUCAGGCAGUCAGUCCACUGUUAGCCUGCCUUCUAGCAACAUGUCUUCAACCAGUGUAGAAGAAGAAUUCAAUCAGCAGCUGUUCAAACGAUACAGAGACAAUCAGAAAUAUCUUAUUCCUCUGACACAGUACUACCACAUCAUACACAGUGUGAAAUCUGCUGCUGCUGGUGUUCACAAAAAGAGCAGGAAUGACUAUUACCUCCUGUCCAGGUACGUUUAUUCCCACUUACUUUUGAAGAGGGGAGGUGUGCAGGCAGGGGAUAGGUAAAGGCUAAUACAUUCAUUUGUCUGCCUGCCAUUUUUUUGUAGGUAUGUAUGAGGUCCUACAGUGUGGCAAUGUUGAAAAACUGAUCAAGAAACGCAGCGACCCCAACGAACCCCCACUUUACUUCGCAAUGAUUGAAGAGACGUUCGAUGUGAUCAAAUGGGCACAUGUUUCAACCGGCCAUGGCGGAAGAGACCGCAUGUUGAAAGAGAUCCAGAAAGACUAUGCAAAUGUUACUACACCUACCCUCGAGCUUUUCAAAUCCCUGUGUGAAGAAUGCCAGGAAAAGAGAAAGCGGCCCAUGACAAAAGGCGUGGUUGUUCGGCCCAUUCUCAGCAAAGACUUAACUUCAAGAGGUCAAGUCGACUUAAUUGAUAUGUAGGCGAUGGCGCAGCACUCCUUUAAAUGGAUCAUGGUAUAUCAGGACCAUUUUACCAAAUUCUGCGUACUCCGGCCUCUGCCAAGUAAAACGAGCGGCAAAAGUUGCUGUAUACCUGAUGGGCAUUUUCUCCUUUUUGAUGUCCCAGCCACACUUCAAAGCGACAAUGGCUCGGGGUUCACGCCACAUGUGAUGACAGAACUGAAGGAUGUCUGGCCUGAUCUCACUAUUGUUCACAGUAAGCCACGCCAUCCUCAGAGUCAAGGUUCUGUAGAACGUGCCAAUGGUGACCUAAAGGACAUACUAGUAGCACGGCUGGCAGACAACAGUACUCAAGAAUGGACUGUGGGUAUCAAGUUUGUGCAGUUUCAGAAGAACUCGGCUCACCAUUCAGAAAUAAAGGGCACCUCAUACUCUGCUAUAUUGCCAUCCCCAUUCCUGUUGUAGAUUGUGGAAGGAGAGAUCCACGUAAUAUGUUUGGUGUUAUCAUAGGCAGAGAUCUGGACACUGACUUAUAGAGGAUUACUGUGAAGGCCAGAGUUUUGAGUGGACAGUACUCCAGAAACCAAUUUGACUUACGUCCCCAGCGUCUACUGACAGAGCAAGAUGUAAACCAAGAAAAGACUGUUAUUACGCUCUGCUGUUAUUGCUCAGUCAGCUUCGAGUGGACAAGCGUUCACAAAAUACAACUGUAGUGGUCCAAAAAAGCGUCGGACAAACUGUUUUAAAGCCAAACUUAAAUGUAGCUCACGUUACCACAGAAGUUAUACUUGUGCCAACAGGUGAAGUUUGAAUUUGCUGUAUGUAUGAUGAGAUGUAAUAUACAUGUAUAUUUUAUGGCAUUUCAAUGUCAUUUUUAAUAAAUGAUUAGAAUGAGAUGCAGUUCUGUGUUCUUUUUCACUGUCCAGAAUGAAUGAUGUAAUGCACAUGUGCGAUUCAUGACAUUAUAAUGUACCUGUCUUUAAUAAAUGAAUAGAAUGUGUUGCAGUUUAAUAUUUUUCUUGAGAAAAAUAUGUUAGUAAAUGCGUGAAAUCCCCAGGAAUUUUAGGGAUUAAAUGAAACCCCCGAGUGAAACAGUACCCCAAUUACAUGAACUUACUAAAAUUUUCAGGGAUUUCAUGAAAUCAUUGCUCUUAUCUUGAGCUUGUGACGCAGGUAGGCCAUAUGAUACAAGAUGACCUGCUUUGUCCUGUGCCAUCUACUGUGACAGCUUGAUGUCAUGGGUUUUUUCUGUAGCUUUCAGAAUUGUUCACAUUUUGUAUAAUGCAUAUACUGUACAUGCCCUACACACUAGGUUACAGUAGGCAUACACUGUCCACUCUGCUAUGCACAGUAUUGUACAUAUGGUACUUUCACACUUACUGAAUGUACAGUACAGUCUACAUAACUGUAAUCACUUAUGUCUUAACACUGCUUUAACAGUAUUCUUGGCUGAUGUAUCCUGGUGUUGUAAUGUACAGUACUGCACAACACAGAUCGUAAGUGAAAAAAGCAGAGAAUGAGCAAACAAACUUGUACAGUGGCAGCAGACUAUGAACCUAGUGCAUCAUGAUGCCUCAGCCAAUCACAAGCUUCCCAUGUAAUCACAUGACAAUAGUGGCAAAUCGCAGGGCACGAGCCAACAGCCUAAGUUCCCCAUACAGCUAGUCCACCCACACAUCGGCGCAUGAUGCAUUAUCUCGGAAAUUCGUUCGAAGGCUAGUAACAGAGAAUCCCCCCCCCAACGUAAUGGAAAGUUCCAUGGCUCGAAGAUUCUGGCUAACGGGUAUAUUACUGUAGUGUAUAGAUCACUUUGGAAGAAAACGUAAUCUCUAUUUUUUUUAAACUUAUCACUGUCACCAACUGUCAGCUUAUUAGCCAUUCAGGCAGAAAGUCUCUUCUCAAUUGGCCUUUUAAGUAUAUACUGUACUGUAAUUUGCUGUUUAAUAACUUUUCACUCUGCCAUGAAAGGAUAUAUGAAAUAAUUUUAACUGUGAUAAGCAGCCAUCAAAUAUAUUAAUUCAUUGUGUAAACAUAUAAUGCAAGAUCUUUAUAUGCUGUCCUGAAGAUAAUAGAAUAGGAACUGCCUGGAGCGUGAGUCUCUACGUCUUGAUUAGCUAAACUGUGGCCAUUCUAUAGAUAAAAUACGUACUCUAUUUAUAUUCACACCAAGUUAAUUGCCUCAGCAUCCUUAAAAAUACCUGUAUGUAUAAAACCUUGAAUUUAAUGCUUUCACAAAUACAUCUUGAUGCUACAUGUGGUAUAAAUGCCACAGGGCUCCAGUGACGUAAUUGUCCUUUGGCAAAAAUUCUCCUGCCAUCCACAGCUCACAACUGCUUACUUUACUUGGGUUCAAGGUUAUAUGAUGUGCCCACUCACUUACAUGUGCUCACUCACUUACCAUGGAGAUUGUAUGGUUAUUAGCCAACAGUGAGGCAGAAAUUCUUUUAAGUAAUAUAAACAAAACUUUUUACUAACAAGAUGAUGAACUUGGGUCUUAGGUAACUAAAACCCUUUGGAUGCAUAAAGAAAGAGAGAGGUGGACAGCAAGAAAAUUUACUGCACACCAUACUGGUUUGCACCCAGGACAUCCUCAGUUCACCCAACCAUGAAUAGGUACCUAAGUUCACCAUUGAGGAAGUGAAGGCUGCCGAGUACAGUGUCAUAAACACUGCCAUCAGGCCAAUGGGACCCACUUUCACCUAUGUAGAAUUAUUUGCACUGGAACUUGGAGAUAGUGUGUCAGUAUUUGAGUAAUACAGGUAAUUAGUUUUAGUAUGAAUUUAAAAAUUUUGUAUGCAGUUGUUUCAAAGAUAAUGCAUUAGUAAAUAAGACAAGUACUGAUGUACUGAUUGUGUGUAUCCACCAGGUCUGCUGAAGGCAUCUGAAUAAAGAAGAUAUUAUUGAA